Molecule: messenger RNA, 302 nt
Organism: Staurois parvus
Lineage: Eukaryota; Metazoa; Chordata; Amphibia; Anura; Ranidae
Source: the annotation of a GenBank genome assembly
AGAUAUAGUGAAUGCAGGGUCUGGGGAGACCAGAUAUAGUGAAUGCAGGGUCCGGGGAGACCAGAUAUAGUGAAUGCAGGGUCCGGGGAGAGCAGAUAUAGUGAAUGCAGGGGUCCGGGGAGGCCAGAUAUAGUGAAUGCAGGGUCCUGGGAGGCCAGAUAUAGUGAAUGCAGGGUCCGGGGAGGCCAGAUAUAGUGAAUGCAGGGUCCUGGGAGACCAGAUAUAGUGAAUGCAGGGUCCGGGGAGACCAGAUAUAGUGAAUGCAGGGUCCGGGGAGACCAGCUAUAGUGAAUGAAGGGUCC